CGCGACAGUUGGGCCGUCCAGAACCAUUUUGCACGAUCACUGUGUUUCUUCGAGCUUUGUCGUAAUCGAGGCGACUUGAGUGCUCAGAGUCAAGCGAGUGUACUUAAAAAUUAGGAUUUUAUAUAAUGAGGGACUUUGCCGCGUCUUUAAUUGGGCGGAUGUGAGCAUUCGACAUGAUCCCCGAAGCGCAAGCCACUACCAUAAUAGUUACGUGCAGUGCGAGGUGAGCUAAGCUUCGCCGCCUAACCGCGGCCUGAAAAUGUGGCGGCUCGUUAAGGGUUUACUGCGGUGCGCGUGUGUGAGUGUUUGUACAGCGAUCAUUUGAGCGAGAACCGGCGGCGCUUCUUUGUGCGCGGUAUCUGCUAGCUGGCGCGUACGUGGCGCCAAUCCCCUAGCUCGUGCGAUUGUGUGCAGUAGGUCGCCCACUUAGCGCGCAUUGUGCAGAUUUGCAUGUACGCUCAGUACGCUCCUUUCUAUCGUCUGUGUCUCUUCGCGCCCACGUCGUUGAUUGUGCAGGCAGUGCGCGACUGCGGCACGUAGCAUGUAGAGCCUGCGCCCGUCGACUUUGAUCUACGGGCGUGAAAUGUCGGCGGCGCGUUUGUGGUAUUAAAAGCGUGUGGUGAGCUUCCGACGGCACUACGGGUCAACGCCGCAUGAGCUGCCGGUCAGAGUAUAAGAACCUCUUUAUUGUUAGCGUACUGCUUGGCGGUAACAGGUGUCCUGCUUGGGUUCAGAUUACUGGAUAUGCCGUCACUUGAACCUCGGCGGCCGGAGCAGGACUGCGGCUGCGGUCGUUUCAUUGCCAACUGUGAGGAUGAAGCAGCUUCAUGGCCGGAGAUCGGGCGCCUCCCAUCAGUUUCCCUUUUCAGCAAUAGAGGCCUUGGAGGCCUUUCUACCUGCGUUUCAUCCUGUGGCUGGACCACUCCAACGAUCUCGGCAGAAUGGUUACACAGGAAGAAGUCUGGCUGGCCCCAAGCCUGGUGCAAAAUGAAGAAAUGGCACUCCACAUCAAUUCAUGUUUACUUGUCGUCAUAA
Dermacentor andersoni is the source of this 1035-nucleotide messenger RNA. NCBI's taxonomy places the organism in Eukaryota, Metazoa, Arthropoda, Arachnida, Ixodida, Ixodidae. The record is from RefSeq and is a predicted model, not a curated record.